CCAAUUUUUGAGUGACGGGGGGUUUAAUAAAAAGCCAUUGUUGAAAUUUUGUAGUCUCCAACUUGAAGUGAUCGCGCUUUAAUGUUUAAAGAUUGUGAGCAUGGUCUCUGAAUCUUCUAUGAUUUUGUUGUCAUUUGAAGGGCGAGGCAAAAAACUAGAUUCUGCAGAAGAUGCACAAGAGUUUUUUGAAGCAAUUGUCACCAGCGGAGAAAUUGAAGUGCUCCAAUUGAAUGGAAAUACAGUAGGAGUGGAUGCUGCUUAUGUACUGAAAAAUGCGCUGACCAAAAAGUCGAGCUUAAAGCGUCUCAUAUGGCAUGAUAUUUUCACUGGAAGAUCGCGUGAAGAGUUGCCACCAUCUCUACAAGCAAUGAAUGAGGGUGUGAUGCAAUCAGGUGCCCAAUUAGUUGAGAUAAACUUAAGUGACAAUGCUUUCGGCCCAGCUGGUGUUGAGGGAAUCAAAGAUAUACUCGCUGACAGGUCCUGUUUUACACUUAAAGAGCUUAGGUUGAAUAAUAAUGGACUCGGAACUUUCGGAGCUGAAGCUUUGGCCAAUGCCCUUAUUGAAGGUCAUACCAACAGUCUUCAGAACGCUGAUGAACCCAUGCAUCUUGAAAUUUUCAUUGCCGGGCGAAAUCGUCUUGAAAAUCCGGGCUGUACUAACAUGGCCAAAGUUUUUGACAUGAUGCGAUCACUUGUGCAAAUUGAAAUCCCACAGAAUGGAAUUCAAGCUCCCGGCAUAUCGGCUCUGGCCGAGUCCUUGCAAUAUAAUACCAAACUGAAAAUCUUAAACUUAAACGACAAUAUUGUUACCGAAAAAGGCGCAAUUCCUUUGAUAGAAGGUUUGAAGAAUUUGAGAAACUUGGAAGUGAUAAAUUUAGGAGAUUGUAUCAUUCGCAAUGAAGGCGCCCUUAAAGUAGCGCAAGUGGCAGAGCACAGCUGGCCUGUGCUUAAAACUCUAGUUUUGUCUUAUUGUGAAAUCGAAGCUUCAGGAGGGGUGGCUCUGGCAAGCUCACUGAAAAACAAAGGCUGCCUUGAAUUAUUAGAUCUGAACGGAAACUGUUUUGGGAAUCAAGGAAUUGAUGAAAUAAGACAAACGUUUUUCCAGCCAGGUCAGCAUAAUGAAAGCGUACUCGGAAGUUUUGAAGACGAUCAAGGCGAACCGGAAUACGAUGAGGUAUAUGCAAAUGACAACGAAAGUCAAGACAAAUUCAUCACUGAUGAGAAUACUUUGAAGAGGUUCUUAGAUUGCCCAAACUCCGAUAUCUUGAAAUCUUUUGGACCGAAGUAUAUCGAAGUUGUCAUGAACCAGAGUGGCAAGUAUUUGGAACGCGUAGAGCUCCUCUCCAAUCUUUUCAUGGACAUUGCUGCUGGAUGCGAAGCAGAUGAAUUGACCUUGAACCUUCUCGACAGCAUGUUACGAGAAUCAGUCAAUUGUCACAACGUCAACUUAAUGCGAUUCUGUGAUAUUAUUUUGGAACAAUGUGGUCUCAUUAAAAGUGAAACGAAAGUCAAACCACGUCAAAAUCUGACAGGUCUAUUGAAAGCAUUGGCCCAUAUUGUGAAGCAAGAUUAUUUCAAUCGUAAUAUGCGAUUAGUACUGAGAACAUUUUUUGAUCGUUUGGAUUUUAGUGAAGAGCAAUCGAAAUUAAUGCAAGUUCUGUAUUCUUCUUGAAGUCUUUUUGUGCCUGUACGAGUGCUUAGUGGCAGCUUUUAUUUCAUUCUUUCUUUUUGAAAUCUAAAGUAUAAUUUUGAAAUCUAACAAUUGUUUUUGUUGUAUCUAUUAUAUUUAUGCGCAUAGUUGGUAACAUUCAACUCCAAGCUUGAUCCAGCUGGUUAUGAAGCAUUGUUGAUUCUUUGGCUGUUGUAACAUAUAAUUCAUUCGUCUUUAAAAAAAUCAACUCACAAAUGUAGAUCA
Molecule: messenger RNA, 1915 nt
Organism: Symsagittifera roscoffensis
Lineage: Eukaryota; Metazoa; Xenacoelomorpha; Acoela; Convolutidae
Product: ran GTPase-activating protein 1-like
Exons: 2
Coding region: 101-1672 (523 amino acids)
Biological process (GO): signal transduction; nucleocytoplasmic transport; activation of GTPase activity
Cellular component (GO): perinuclear region of cytoplasm; nucleus; cytosol
Molecular function (GO): GTPase activator activity; small GTPase binding
Source: RefSeq, a predicted model, not a curated record